Entamoeba invadens IP1 is the source of this 2805-nucleotide messenger RNA. RefSeq names its product ubiquitin carboxyl-terminal hydrolase, putative. The transcript has a single exon. The coding region runs from base 1 to 2805 and encodes 934 amino acids. The record is from RefSeq and is a predicted model, not a curated record. Lineage: Eukaryota; Evosea; Mastigamoebida; Endamoebidae. Gene Ontology annotation, molecular function: cysteine-type deubiquitinase activity. Gene Ontology annotation, biological process: protein deubiquitination.
AUGUUGCCAACUAAGGACCCAAACCAAUUCAAUGAAACGACCAUGGUCCAAGAAAACGAUUUCAUGACUGCUAUUUUCCACGCAAAGAAGUGCGAGAAGUUUCCACAAGACUACCGCAAAGAACUGACGCCAAAUCACAUCGAGAAGUUCCGCGCCGUCCCCAAACAAUUUUCCGAUCAAGUUCAAAAGUGUGCGGGGAACUAUUUAGACAAGAUAUCUAUUACAGAGAGAAGUCACAUGGAAGACGAAAUGAAAUUACCCGAUAUCGACGACUCGACUGGGUUAAUCGACGACUCCGAUCAUAUCAAAGAUGACUACAAAGAAGGUGUAGACUAUGUUUUACUCUCAAAGAAGAACUUUGACUUCAUGAAGAAAAUUUACUUGUACGUCAGACCAAACACUCGAUUCCCAGCACUUCCUGUUGUUUACAUUGAAAAGCUCCAAAACUCAUUUGCGCGAUACACAGAGAAGGACGAAGUCAUUUUGAAAUUGACGGUGAAAGCUCUCGACGGGACUCAACGUGAAGAAGAACGCAAAGUCAAGUUGUUCACCUGUGUGUCACUUCAAACCACUAUCAAGAAGCUGAAGAAACUGUUCAAAGCAGAAAUCAUCUUCGAGAACUACGACGUUGUCGUGACUGACGGCGACAAAGUGGUCGACACCAACAAAACAGUCAAAAGUAUUAUUGGAAAUACUCACACUCUAACUGCGGUGAUCGAAGAAAAGGCUAAACCGACAUUCCCGGAUCCAGAGCCUGAAACCGAUUUAUACCCGUCACACGGUGUCGAAGAUGCCGCACCAUCUCUUUCAGCUUAUAGUUCGAGUUGUACUGCUACAGAUUAUAACAAAUACACCUCGUCCAAUUAUAAUAAGUACACUUCAUCAAGUUACAGAAACUACUACGAUGACGAGAAGACAAAGGACGGAACAAAGGGUGUGUGUGGUCUUCGCAAUUUGGGAAAUACAUGUUUCAUGAAUAGCGCAUUGCAGUGUCUACUCCAUACAAUGCCACUCAACGAAUUUUUCAACACCGCAAAUUGGAGUGAUGAUAUUAAUACAGACAACCCUCUUGGGACUGGAGGAAAGCUCGUGAAUGCGUGGAAAGUGCUUUUGGACAAGUACUGGGGUGGGUACUCGGUUUUGUCUCCAAGAGAGUUCAAAAGUGCGAUUGGAGAAUUUGCGCCACAGUUCAGUGGGUAUCAGCAACAAGACUCACAAGAGUUACUGUCGUUCUUGGUUGAUGGGAUACACGAAGAUCUCAAUAAAGUGAAGAAGAAACCCUAUGUUGAAAUUCCGGAUUACAAUGGCGAAGGGGAUGAAGUUUGGGCACAAGAAGAGUGGAAGAGAUACAAGAUGAGAAACGACUCGAUCAUCACAACACUCUUUGCCGGGCAGUUUAAGUCGAAUGUUGUGUGUGAUGUCUGUAAACACGUCAAUUUGAGAUUUGAUCCAUAUGUGUUCAUCAGUUUGCAAUUACCAAACAAAAUGUCGACCGUAUCAUUCAACGUGUAUGACAAAGAAUUCAGGCACUCGAAGAAGGCGAAAGUUUCAGUCAAGGGAAAGACGUUUGAACAAAUAGUUGAGGAAGGACUGAAGAGUGCAUCGUUCACACAAGACCCAAAAGACUUUAUUGUUGUUGAACUUGGAUAUGGAAAUGAAGUGAAAGGUGUUGUGGAUAAAGACACUCCGAUUCAAAUUGGGUGUGAGUAUGGGAUUGUAGAAAAACAGGACAAGUGUGAGGAAUUUGUCGUGUAUGAUACUAAAGUGAAUUACUCGUCGUAUCGAGACUUCAGAAUGCCAGUCGUUUUUGAUAAGAAAAAGAGUCUUGAAGAAGUAGAUAAGGCACUUGUUGUGUUGUUCAAAGAUGAUUACAAGGUGAGUUCAUACUCUUAUUACAACAGAACUGAAACCAACGAAAAGAAGGAAGAGAAGAAAGAUGAAAAGAAAGGUGAUACCACUCCUCCAACUGGAACAAAAAACACAGAAACUAUUUCGAAUGCCAAAACAGAGAACAACGAAACAAAAGAAGUUGUUGUUAGCAACAACAAUAAGGAGAAAGAAUCUUCCAACAACAACAUGACCAACGCAGACGCUGCUAAGAAUGCCGAGAAAGAUGAUGAGAAGAAAGAAGUAUCAAAAAAAGAAGAAGAACAGAUCCAAAAGAAAGAAGAGAAGUAUAUUAAUGCGUUUGAAUACAAGGCUGUUUCUAGUGGUAUUGUCCAAGCUGUGAAUAUUGCCAAAGAAGGGUACAGAUACAUCAUUCAACCAUAUUCCUCAUACUACAACACAGAAGAAACGGAUCCAGUCACCUUAUAUGAAUGUUUCGAGUUGUUUGAAGAAGAAGAACACUUAACAGGAGACAAUACUGUCUACUGCUCAACUUGUAAGACACACCAAACAUGCAAGAAAAAGAUGGAUAUAUGGAGCACUAACGAGAUAUUAGUUAUUCAUUUGAAGCGGUUUGGGAGUGUUGGCGGAAGUGUUAGAGACAAGAUCUCAACACUUGUCGACUUCCCAAUUUAUGACCUUGACUUAACACAAUACGUGAAAAAGUAUGAUCCAAAGACACCCCCAAUCUACAACUUGUAUGCCGUCAGCAAUCACUCUGGUUCCCUUGGGGGCGGACACUAUGUUGCUUCUGCGCGUGUUGGGAAAGACUGGUAUGAUUUCAACGAUUCAUCGACUUCCAAAAUAGGAGAGGCAUCUAUAGUCUCGAAGAGUGCGUAUGUGCUUUAUUAUAUCAGAAAGGAUGUCGACACGUAUACUGGUGAUGUGCAGAAGGCAGAGAAAAAGCACGAGGAUUAA